Messenger RNA from Halteromyces radiatus, 1242 nucleotides. Its product is annotated as acyl-CoA dehydrogenase/oxidase. Lineage: Eukaryota; Fungi; Mucoromycota; Mucoromycetes; Mucorales; Cunninghamellaceae. The transcript has 9 exons. Gene Ontology annotation, molecular function: flavin adenine dinucleotide binding; acyl-CoA dehydrogenase activity. Gene Ontology annotation, cellular component: mitochondrion. The record is from RefSeq and is a predicted model, not a curated record. Bases 1 to 1242 code for a protein of 413 amino acids.
AUGCUACGCUCUCUAUUAAAACCAUCUUUUCGUCUUUCCUCUGCCACUGGCUUAUUAGCAAAACGUUAUUAUGCAAACGCCAGACCUUUCGUUUGUUCUUCACCUACUUCUCUUUAUAACUUAACUGAAGAAGAAAUGAUGUUGAAAGAUAUGGUAUCUAGAUUUGCACGCGAACAAGUUUUACCAAAAGUUCAAGAUAUGGACGAAGUAGAAAAAAUGGAUAAAGGACUUAUUGAUGCUAUGUUUGAAAAUGGGCUUAUGGGAUUAGAAACACCUGAAGAACUUGGUGGUGCUGGAUGUUCUUUUACAAGUGCUCUUAUUGCAAUUGAAGAAUUAGCCAAGGUGGAUCCUUCUGUUGCUGCUUUAUGUGAUGUUCAUAACACGGUGACUAACACGGUCAUUCGCAAGUUUGGUGAUGAUGCUCUGAAACAAAAGUACCUUCCAAAACUAGCAACAAAUACGAUCGGUAGUUUCUGCAUUACUGAAGCUACUUCUGGUAGUGAUGCAUUUGCAUUAGAAACAAAAGCUGAAGACAAGGGUGAUCACUAUUUAUUGAAUGGAAGUAAAAUGUUUAUUACCAAUUCUGGAGAAGCUGAAAUCUUUGUCGUUUUUGCCACUGUGGAUCGCUCUAAAGGUUACAAGGGUAUCACAGCAUUUGUGGUAGAAAAAGAAUGGGGUGUUGAAAUUGCCAAGAAGGAAAAGAAGCUUGGAAUCCGUUCAUCAUCAACCUGUGUGAUCAAUUUGGAUAAUGUCAAGGUACCAAAAGAAAAUGUACUUGGGAAAGUAGGACAAGGUUACAAAUAUGCCAUUGAAAGUUUGAACGAAGGACGUUGUGGAAUUGCAGCACAGGAAACUCAAGGAGCAUUUGAUAUUGCUGUUACUUAUGCUCAAGAACGCAAACAAUUCGGUAAACCUAUCGCUAGUUUCCAAGCCAUGCAACAUCAAUUUGCUCAAGUAGCUGUAGAAAUCGAAGCCGCCAGAUUAUUGACUUACAAUGCCGCAAGACUUCAAGAAGAAGGACAACCUUUUGUAAUGCAAGCAGCAAUGUGCAAGUUAAAAGCAAGUCGUGUGGCUGAAAUGGCAGCUAGUUAUGCUGUUGAAUGGAUGGGUGGUAAUGGUUUUGUGCGUGAAACUGGUGUUGAAAAGUUUUACAGGGACGCAAAAAUUGGGGCAAUCUAUGAAGGAACUAGCAACAUCCAACUUGAAACCAUUGGCAAAAUUCUUUCUCAACAAUACAAAUAG